GUGCCUGUUGCGGCUAGCAGACGUUGCGUCCCGCCGCGCGAGGAGAGAGACAGAGCGAUACGGCACCGAGGCAGUGCGACGGAGAGCGAGCACAGUCGCCCGAAAGACGCGCGCGCUCGCGUUUCGUGUGCUUUUCACAAGUUUCUGUUGUUUUCCUCGACUUGUGUGCGUGUGAGCGGACGUGAGAGAGUGUGAGUGCGUGUGGAUAAGCUACAACUUUGGUGGCUGUGAUUGUGUGGACAUCGUUCAGGAACUUUUUGGAUUACGCAUCUUCCCAGACUACCGACAGAGGUGUCUCUUUGACACGAUCCCAGUCCAACGCGGAGCAUGGCAAGCUCAACUUCGCAGGGUGCUCCGUCUGAGGCCCUCCAGAACGGGGUCGCCGCGAUGGAGCACAAGUGCACAGUCUGUGCCGCCGCCUUCCCCUCGCCGUCCGAGCUGGCCGCACACGUCCGAAGCUCGUCGGCCGAGAGGCGAUUCCAGUGCUGCGUCUGCAGCAAGACGUUCUGCUGGAAAAGCAUCCUCACGGCUCACCAGAGGAUCCACACGGGGGAGAAGCCAUUCGAAUGCAACGUUUGCGGCCAAAAGUUCAACCAGAAAAGCAUCCUCAAAAUGCAUCUUGUAACCCACUCAGAAGAGAGGCCUUUCGCGUGCCUAGUUUGCAAUAAGAGGGCCAAGACUAGAGGGGCGAUAAGAUUUCAUAUGAGAACACAUUUAGAGGAAAGGUCUUUUGAAUGCGCAGAAUGUAAUAAGAGGUUUAAGGAUGAUAAAGCGCUCAAAAGUCACCAAGAAACCCAUACUGGGGAACGGGAUAAGCCUUUCGAGUGCACAGUUUGCAAAAAGAAGUUCGUCCAAGCUGCUGGUCUCGAGGUUCAUUUUCGAACCCACACAGGAGAGAAGCCUUUCGAGUGCACGGUUUGCAAAAGAAAGUUUGCCGAUAAAGGAUAUCUCAGAGAACACUCUCUAGUUCAUUCAGAGGAGGAACCUACUUUUGAGUGCCCAAUUUGCAAUAAGAAGUUUUUGUCCACAUCCCGUCUUAGAAAUCAUUUCAAAACUCAUACAGGAGAGAGAAAUUACGAGUGCACGGUUUGCAACAAGAAGUUCAGAAAUGAGCAGCAUCUUGUAGUUCAUCUUCGCAUUCAUACUGGGGAGAAGCCUUACGAGUGCGAAGUUUGCCAUAAGAAUUUUGCCUAUACUCGUAGUCUCACAGAUCAUCUUCGCGUCCAUACUGGUGAGAAGCCCUUUGAAUGCAAAGUCUGCAAUCAGAAGUUCCGAACUAAGUCAAACCUUAGAUCUCAUGGUUGGUGUCAUGCCGGUGAGAAAUCUUUUGAGUGCUCUGUUUGCAAUAAGAAGUAUCGUAAUGGAAAUGAACUCAGAUAUCAUGUUCGUAGCCAUAUAGGGGAGAAGCCUUUUGAGUGCACAGUUUGCGGUAUGAAGUUGACUAAGGCCAGUGGUCUCAGAAAUCAUCUUCGAACCCAUACUGGGGAGAAACCUUUCAAAUGCACGAUUUGCAAUAAAAAAUACAGACACGAAAAGAGUCUUCAUACUCAUGCCAUGGUUCACACAGGUGAGAAGCCUUUCGAAUGCACGGUUUGCAAAAAUAAAUUUAGUACGGGAGCCUAUCUUCGACUUCAUCUUCGAACCCAUACUGGAGAGAAACCUUUCAACUGCACGAUUUGCAAUAAAAAAUACCGUAAGGAAGAAAGUCUUCAAGCUCAUGUCAUGACUCACACAGGUGAGAAGCCUUUCGAGUGCACGGUUUGCAAUAAGAGAUUUAGUAUGGGGCAUUAUCUUCGACUUCAUGUUCGAACUCAUGUAGGGAAGACACUUUUGGAGCCAGCACAGAGUGCAUUAGUACCUGAAAUUUAAGACUCUAGUGGAAACCUGAGAGUACACCUUGGUAUACCUUGUGAGUGGCUGAAAGCCCAAGGCUUUGCCGUUAAAAUAAAUUUGUUUCUUCAUUUGGAAGUUGAAGAAAGAUCUUUGCUGUUGGCUAGCUGAGGUGCUCUUACUGAUGUAGUUUAAUUUGUCAUAUGUUAAACCUUCUGAACUAAUGUUGUAAACCAAUCUUUAUGUAAAUUUGCAUGUCUGUCAACAUUUUAUUCAAUAAAUAAUGUAUAGUAAAUAAUGUGAAAUAUUGCCGGUCGUCGCUAACUAACACCUCAUUAUUCCUUCCUCCACGAUUUGCCCAACGCCUCCCGCUGUCUGGCCGACGCCCUGGCGGUCCGCGGUCCACACGGUCCAGUGGCAAGGGCCCCGUCCGGCCUCAUUAAUUGGCAUAUUGUUUGUAAACGCAUUGAGAGGGCGGGGCGGGGCGGGGCGGCCUUGCUGGAGGUCGCCUGUUUCGUUUCCUCGUGCUUCUGGGUAUCACGACUGUCCAGAUGCCGACCAGGGGCGUAGCGCCACAGUUUAGCCGCGUGCACACACACACACACACACACACACACACAGCCUCCGCUCCCAGGCCCAGCACUAUCCGCGUGCUGCCACGCCCUGUCUCGAAAAAGAAAAAUACUUUCAGCGCGUAGAGCGAACCCAGAUCGCCGAAUGGCGAGUCGGAUGAACGAGUACUAAACCCUCCGCCCGGUACUAUUCGCGCGCCCUGCGCAGGCCACUGCUGCCAACAAGACACCUCUUUUCUUUUCCAUUUCAUAAAUGCGGCAGGAACGGUCACUUUUCGGAACGCGGUCAGCACGGGCGGCGACACCCGAUCCGCCCCACCUGUCUGACAGUGUCUGCCUCGCAGCGCAAAUCAGCGACUAUCCGGAAGCACCACGCCGCCGCACUAGAAACAGCAAGAAAGUGUCGCGUUGCGCUGAGCGGGCCGACUGGACUUGUGCGGUGCACCGGUACCCGAAGGCACCCGAAGGUACCCGAAGGCAGUCGAAGCCAGCCGAGGGCAAACGAAGCGAGGCAAGCCCGGCGCGUGCCUGUUGCCGCCAUUCAUGGGAA
Thrips palmi is the source of this 2952-nucleotide messenger RNA. Its product is annotated as gastrula zinc finger protein XlCGF26.1-like. Gene Ontology annotation, molecular function: RNA polymerase II cis-regulatory region sequence-specific DNA binding; DNA-binding transcription factor activity. The transcript is spliced from 3 exons. Bases 328 to 1869 code for a protein of 513 amino acids. The record is from RefSeq and is a predicted model, not a curated record. NCBI's taxonomy places the organism in Eukaryota, Metazoa, Arthropoda, Insecta, Thysanoptera, Thripidae. Gene Ontology annotation, biological process: regulation of transcription by RNA polymerase II.